Messenger RNA from Botrytis cinerea B05.10, 1093 nucleotides. RefSeq lists its product as hypothetical. The transcript is spliced from 4 exons. Gene Ontology annotation, molecular function: pyridoxal phosphate binding; transaminase activity. Lineage: Eukaryota; Fungi; Ascomycota; Leotiomycetes; Helotiales; Sclerotiniaceae. Gene Ontology annotation, biological process: biosynthetic process; amino acid metabolic process. The record is from RefSeq and is a predicted model, not a curated record. The coding region runs from base 50 to 1057 and encodes 335 amino acids.
GGUCUCGUUAUCUUGUUAGAAAUUCUUUGAACACUCAAAAACACCAAAAAUGGCGGAAACACAAGUGGCUCCGAUAUCGAAUCGUAUGAAUGAUAUCAUUCAUAAUCUGCUUCCUGCCGCUGCCGCCGCCGACCAUGCUGAGCCUAAUCCUGAACUAGUCAACUUAUCUCUGGCCGGCAAUCAACUUAUUCGUGGUGAAUUGUUGGAUAUUUGUAAAAGUGACAUUGCAAAGAAUUUAACUCAGAAGACUUUCAACUACCCAAUGGGACUAGGAGGAGAUCCUUCCCUGAUGCAAGCACUAUCCUCGUUCUUCAAUACAUAUUUCCAGCCAUCAACUCUCGUUACUCCCGAUCACUUUGUCGUUGCCGCUGGAGCCGGGUUUAGUCUCGAUGCUCUUGCAUCCAGUAUAUGCGAGCCAGGAGAUUCCCUUCUUGUUCCCGGUCCUUAUUCUUUCGGCGCAUAUAUCUACUGCCAUGCUGGUGCUAAACUUGCCCCUGUUUAUCCCGCACCAUAUUCUACGGCUCUUUCUUCAAAUCCAUUGAUUCCUGCUCUCGAAGCGGCCUAUGAUGGUGCUACCAAUCCGAAAUGUAUCAAGGGAUUGAUUAUCUGUAACCCACACAAUCCAUUUGGACGAUGUUAUUCGAAAUCUGCACUGCAGUCGAUUUUGAAAUGGUGUUCGCAAAAGGGAUUGCACUACAUCUCCGAUGAAGUAUACGGUGGGAUACAGUUUGGGGACACGCAGAGCGAUAGAUUCGUAUCAGCACUAUCUCUACUGGGCGAUAGUUCAGACUCCGAUGAUGGAAUAGUAUUCGAUAAAAGCAAACUCCAUGUUCUCUGGAGCACGAGUAAACUAUUCGGUAUACCUGGGAUUAGACUGGGUUGUUUGAUCACUCAAGCCAACCCCAUGGUUCGCAUUGGAUCUAUAAUUUCAACUUAUAAUCAAAGUUCAUCUCUCUCUGCUCUCCUGCUCACACAUGUCCUAAACUCAACCGAACUUCCUGCUUUAUUGAGCAAGAAUCACGAACUUCUCGCCAAUUCAUACGACCUAUUUUCUUAAACUUUGACUCGUCUUGGUAUUGAAUUUCUACCCGCA